Colletes gigas is the source of this 354-nucleotide messenger RNA. RefSeq lists its product as uncharacterized. The record is from RefSeq and is a predicted model, not a curated record. Lineage: Eukaryota; Metazoa; Arthropoda; Insecta; Hymenoptera; Colletidae. Bases 18 to 299 code for a protein of 93 amino acids. The transcript is spliced from 2 exons.
CGCAGCGGAAAUACAAGAUGAAAAUCACGUUUGCUUUAGUAGCAAUUAUUCUUGCUUGCGUCAACAUUUACUGCGUCGAUGGCAAAGCAAAAAAAACUACGCAAUUAUCUCUCCAAAGUAAAGAAACAAACGUAGUAAACUUCAUGAGAUUACUCGUGUUGAGGCUGGUUUUUGGAGUUGCGUCGGCCAUGGGACUUGGUGAAAAUCUUUCGAGUCUACUUGGAGGAAUUUUCGUACCACCCGGAGCGGAUGAUUACGGUGAUUACGGUGAUGACGAUUAUGUACCGGACUUGUUUUAAAGCUUUCAUGCGUUACACAGUGCUUACUUAAAUCAUGAAGACAUACAGUGGCAUA